AUGGCUUUCACACAGCAAGAAAAACUAAUCCAUACCUACAUUAAUUAUUGUUCAUUCAGAUACUGCGAACUAUGCGAGCAUCAUUUUGUUUUCACACCAAUCUACAGACAAGACAUGCCGGAUCGGAUGCCUUUACGGAUCAUAUGCCGACAAUCCAUUCGUCAUCUUGCUUUCUUUCUCCGGGGCUUUCUCCGCGCAAUUGUUGUGAUUCUAGUUUGGCUUGUAGUAGUGCCUUGCCUAACCCUUCUGGCGUGGCGCUUUUGCUUUUGGAGCGGGUCAAGAUUUGACUUUUCAAGUAGUUUGAAAGGCUUGGUCUCACCAAGUCCAAAUGAGUCAACUACAGAUUCCUUGCCAAUAAUCGGUCCUCAAAAUAACCCAAAGACAAGUUCAUUUGGAUUUUUUGGGUACACGCAAAGGGAGUUUAUGGAGGAUUGUUUUGAAGGCCAAAUAGUCACUCUUUUCGUCGUUGUCGUAUUCGUGACAGCAUAUCUUUUUAGAGAAUGGGUAAUUCAAAACACACCAGAAGAAAGAAAUAUCGAAUUCUUGCCAGAAGACGAAUUGGCAGAAUUACCGCCCCUUAUUCAAAUGAAUCCAGUAGACCAAAAUAUAAAUCAUUUCACUGGACCUGCCGAAUUGGCUGAUAUGUAUCAAAAUGAGUUUCUAGAAGCAAGUCAACAUGAUAGAGAAAUAAAUCAACACCAAGAGGCAGGGCACAUUCUGGAAGAAUUCAGAAGAGAAAAUGAGUGGAUACAUAGAAAUUCUAAUCGAGGAUAUCCUAACAGCCACCAAGACAACCAUCGUCAGAGUCGCUCAAGUGGCUCGGAUGAUGAUACCUCAGAACAACAGCUUUUGUGGGAUCAUUCGCACUUUGAGGAACAAUACACAAACGACCAUGAAGAAGAUUAUAAUGAGAGUGAAUCAGGGGAUGACGCUGCCACCUUUGUACCUUCAUCCACAGACAGUCUUUUGUCUCGUAUAGACAAUUCUUUGGAAAAUAUACAGAAUUCUGCUAGGGCACUAUGGUCUCCUGAAGCAAAUCCAUAUGAAGAUAGUGAAAUACACAGCGAAGAUGAAUUUUUAAUGUCAGAAGAAUCAUCUGCUAGUCGUAAAUCUUCGUCUGGAUCAUCUGAUCGAAAAGGAAAAUCACGACUGGAAAGAGCUUCUUCGAUAGAAUACGACGGCUAUCUAGAUCAUCGCAUAGCAAGUGAAUAUAGCGAAGACGAUGCAGGUGAAUCUAGCAGUCGACAACCCUUACUAGCUAGCUGGAGAAGAGAGCAUGAUCGAUUGGAAAUAAGAGAAAAUAGUCAGUCUGCAAAUACCCGAUGGAGAGCACCCGAAUUCGUUCCUUCGCCAGAAAGCGCAAUAGAUGGUGGAAAUCGCACUGCUUCCCCAGUAGCUCCGACAUUGAUGCUAGACUCAGACUCUCAGAAUCAAAUCCACGAAAUACCCUCAGACGACGAGUCAGACAGAGAUACAGAAGAAGAGAAUCCAAUAGUAGAAGAAGAUGUAUUUGAUUUUGGCGAAGACAUUGAAGGCGUUUUAGAAGCAAUUGGAAUGCGUGGAAACCCUUGGAUGCUAGUACAGAAUGCGGCAUUAAUGUCAUUGAUGGUUAGCAUAUUCCUGGGUGUAUGCGUAUGGAUUCCUUACAUGACUGGACGCAUUGUAAUUUUGAUUCGCCCCACAAGCUUUAUCCAGACGCCCAUAUAUAUUCUCAGACUAUUCACAGACCCAUUUGUGGAUUUUUUCAUGGAUCGUGUGGUACUCUCAGUUUAUGCAACAGUUGACGCCAGCUACUUUAAGAACCAUGUAAUUACAAAGCGACUCGACGUAGCACUUGAAAGAUUACUGUUGUGGACAACAGAAUACACAGCCCAGAUAUUACAGUUUAUACAACAUCAAAACCAUCAAGAAUCAGCAUUAAAAAUUAAUUCGAUGAAUCACACAGUCAAUGUACUAGAUACAGCAAUAUCAUUUGGCAAACAGACGGAUCUUAUGCAGAAAAAAGUUGAAGAUUUAGGGUACCUUGCUCUAAAACGAUGGCAUCAAUUUGCAAUUGGUCAAACCUGGGCUGACCGCUCAGUCUGCGUUACAGUUGGCUAUUCUGUAUUGAUAAUUGCUGGCUCAUGGUAUCUUACACGACCUACAGCUCCUGCAAGAAGAAUUCAUGGAAACACACUCAAAGAUAUCAUCUGGCAACAAGGCAUAUUUCUCAAAGUAUUCUUCCUCAUCCUACUCGAAUUAAUCAUAUUUCCAAUCAUAUGUGGGGCUCUUAUCGACAUUGCCACCGUUCCAUUGUUUUCUGAUGGUUCCUUAACAUCACAUUGGGCUUUUAUUCAGAAAAACCCUUACUCUGGCUGGUUUUUAUAUUGGUUUGCUGGAACUGGAUUUAUGUUUAACUUUGCAGUAUUUGUCACAUUGUGCAGAGAGGUCGUACGGACAGGCGUAAUGUGGUUCAUUCGAGACCCAAGUGAUCCUCAAUUUCACCCUGUACAGGAGAUGAUCGAAAGACCUAUUACCUUGCUUCUACGAAAACUCAGCUCAAGUGCAGCCAUGUAUUCCACCCUCAUCAUAAUAGGAAUUGGAUCAGUUACUACAGUUCUUGGCUAUUGCACUAAUCUUUUUCCUCUUUCAUUGAACUUUGGAAAACCCCUAUCUACUCUUCCAGUUGAUCUUCUGGCAAUCCAAUUCUUAUUGCCACUUUUGAUGAACUAUAUUCAACCGCGAGAAUACACCAAGAAACUGAUGUCCUUUUGGUGGCGAAGUGCUUCGCAUUUUCUACGCCUCUCGUCAUUUAUGUUUAACGAACGUCAUCCCGAGGAAGAGGGCGUUCAUGUGCGACGAACAUUCAAAGCUUGGAUAUUGAGAAAAGAGACCCAGAUUAAUGAUACUAUAUUCAACGAGGUUUCUAUUGAAGAUGAUGAUGCUGAUGUUGUAUUCAAACGUGAUGGCAUGUUUGCACGGGUGCCUAACCAAGAUACAGUGACUGUUCACCCAGAGAGGCGUAUGAUUGUUCCUGUGAAUCCCUUUACAUUUGAAGCAAUUGAAGAAGAAGAAAGAUUGGCAGGACAUCCUGCUGCUGCUUCUCCUGAAGAAGAGAGACAUGUUACUACAGUAGUGUACAUCCCUCCUCACUUCCGCUUAAGGAUUAUGAUGUUCGUGUUUCUUGUGUGGGUCUCUGGGUCAGUGGCUGUAUGUCUCCACACAAUUACUCCACGGCGUAGCUUGUACAAAAUGUACUUUGGCCCAAAUCAACAAAUGGGUGAUAUUUACGCCGUGAUCCUAGGCGUAUUUGUUAUGGUGCUAUUUAGUGUAGUUAUCGAUUGGGUUAGUCAAAUAAUAGGACGUACAAAGCAACGUGGGCUAGGAGCGAGUAUUGAGGAAGGCAUGAUACAUGUCAAACAAUACAUGUUAUUGAGUGUAAAGAGUAUCUACAUAUCGGGCAUCAUUGCCCUGAUCCUUCCGCUUCUUCUAGGUGUCACAAUAGAGCUCUACCUGUUCAUGGUCCUUAGAGCUUCCGAACCGAGCGAUGAAAUUACGAUUCACCUAUCACAGGACUGGGCACUUGGAAUUGUCUGCCUUGGAAUUAUCUAUGGUGUGAUUUACGUACUGCCCAACAAUGCCUUACAACGCAGGAUUGAUCAAGUAGUAGAAGAUGGCAUUUCGAAUCUUCGCCUCUGGGCAGUUACACGUUUUUUAUUUGCACCAGUUGUAUUUGGAUUAUUUAUCGGAAUAAUAUUGCCCGGUAUACUAGCUAUGGGAGUAAUACGUGCUAUACCUAUAAGUAAUCCAGUCACUCAACUACUUGUGUUCCGAUAUUCUUACCCUGCCGUACUGUGUAUAACUAUUCUUUUUGGACUUUUUACCGGCAGUAUUAAGCUUAUUCGUUUAUGGAUACAGACAAUACGAGACGAUACAUAUUUGAUUGGGAAACGGCUACACAACUUGGGCGAAACAACAACUGCAUAAGCAAAUAUUGACCUGAAUUUGCCACAAUACAUAUAUAUAUAUGAAUUCAUAACCAUUGCGACACUAUAUAUGUAUCUAAAAAAUAAGCAAGAGCAAGUGUCAGAGACAAUAAUAUUGUUAGCUUCUAGCGAUAUAGAAAAGCUUGUAGAAAUAUAUUAUAAGGUAGGGGAUAUACCACCCUAAGAAGACAAGCUGUAUAUGUUGAAUAAAACGGUACUCAACCUCC
Molecule: messenger RNA, 4192 nt
Organism: Phycomyces blakesleeanus NRRL 1555(-)
Lineage: Eukaryota; Fungi; Mucoromycota; Mucoromycetes; Mucorales; Phycomycetaceae
Exons: 10
Coding region: 1-3966 (1321 amino acids)
Cellular component (GO): endoplasmic reticulum membrane
Source: RefSeq, a predicted model, not a curated record